ACAAUCUCUCGAUUCCAGUUCCGAUUCCGAUUUCGAGGUCUCCUUUUCUGCCUCUUCUCUCCGCAACCAUUGCUUGCCGUCGCUCUUCUCCUUACCACCGGUCGGUAAGCUCCGUUCAAUCAGUUGCGUCUCCACCAAUCAAUUUCCAUCAAGAUUCAUAUACUUUUUGUCACCCACUCAAUUUCUUUCAAAAAGAUUUAAGGUUCCUCAAUAUGUGUUUUAAUUGCUAGGGUUCCCCAUUCUAUCUUCGAAUUUUCGCGCUGAAUAGCUCGGAAUUCGAAGAUCUGGUUUAAAUUGUUGUGGUUUUACUGAUUUCUUGCUCAAUUUCGUGGUUCUUUGUGUUUCCAAUUGUUUAUCCUAGGUUUUUUUAAUUUUUUUUUUUUGUGAAAUUAAAAAAAUUUAUUGGAAGGAAUCUGGUUUUGUUUGGGGUUUAGGGGUUUGUUGAGAAAAAGAUUUUCCUGGGUGUUUGUAUUACGAUUGGCGGAUUUGGGUUUUUGGAGUUUUUGGUCUUCUAUAUGGCGGCCGGGAAAUAUGGUGGUUAUCAUGAUAAUGAGUUUAGGGACCGGGAAUCUGAUGUAUCAAGGAGGGAGCUUAUUAAUUCGAAGGAGUACAAUCAGAAUAGGAAUGAUAGCCGUGAUGUUGAACGGAGUCGUGCACAGGAUGUUAGAGAUAGAGUGAGGGUUAGACAAAAGGAUAUUAAGGAGAGGGAAGUGACAAAUGGUGGGUAUCGUUCUUCUUCUGGUAGGAGUGAUUCUGGUAGUAGUGGGAGUGGAAACCGUGGGCCCGGGCGUUCCGAUUUUACUCCUAGGGCUGUUGAUAGGGAGCCUGGUGAGUUGUCUAGUGAGAGUGGAUCUGAGGAUGCCAUUUACUCGGAAUUACAGGUUAAAGCUACUGAAUCUGUGAAGGUAACAGAGAAUGGUGCCCUGUCUCCUGUGGAAAGGAAAAGGAAGUUUUCCCCUAUAGUCUGGGAUAGAGAUGAUAAGGAAGUAAACAAUUUUUCAAGAAAUAGGAAAUCACCCAUUAUUAUUACUCUUCCUCCUCUACCAUCCCUACCUAGGGCUUACCAUGAGUCCUCUGACCCCAUUCCAGAUGGUGGUGUACAAAUGUCACCUAUUAGAGACAGUAAAAGCCAGAAGUUGAUGACUUCUUCACAAGGUGAGGUUCCUGCUGUGACUGCUUCAGAGUCUCCUGUAGGGUUUGCUCCAUCACCAACAGAUGACCAGCAAUGGGGUAAUAGUCAGGAAGUAGAGAGUCUAGAAGAUGAAGAUUAUGUACCAACCCGGAACAUAUCUUCCUCAAGAUGGGCAUCUGGUGACAGUUCUCCAGUUGAUGAAGGUGAAAUUUUUGUUGUAGAGGAGAGGCCUAAAAGGAGGAAGAAGAUGCCUGCUUCAGAAUCAUUGCAAAACAGAGCACAGAAUAAGUCAGCAACUCCUGAGCUUGGCUUGCUGAGGAGGGAAGGCUCUGAAGUAGUUAGAGGAAGGUCAUCUUCUGAUGAACAAGAUGCCCGUUCUAGGUCUGGUAGCAGGGAUGGUUACAUAGGUUAUGACUUGGGGAAGGAAUAUUAUGUGGAGAUUGACAAUUUAUAUAAUAAAGCUGAAAGUAGUGCUAGCCAGUCUGAUAUUGAUACUGGGGAUGAAAGUGAUUCGCAGGGGACACCAGAACCUGCAUCUCCUCCACAAAGAAAUAUAAAUAUGCUUCAGGGAUGUAGGAGUGUUGAUGAAUUUGAGAAACUAAAUAAGAUAGAUGAAGGCACUUAUGGUGUUGUGUUUAGAGCUAGAGAUAAGAAGACAGGGGAAAUAGUAGCAUUGAAGAAGGUAAAGAUGGAGAAAGAGAGAGAAGGUUUUCCACUGACUUCUUUAAGGGAAAUAAACAUUCUUCUCUCUUUUCAUCAUCCGUCAAUAGUAGAUGUUAAAGAAGUUGUUGUAGGUAGUAGCCUCGAUAACAUUUUUAUGGUUAUGGAAUACAUGGAACAUGAUCUUAAAGGUCUAAUGGAGUCGAUGAAGCAGCCUUUUAGUCAAAGUGAAGUUAAGUGUCUGAUGCUUCAGCUACUGGAGGGGGUUAAGUAUCUUCAUGACAACUGGGUGCUUCAUCGGGAUUUAAAAACAUCUAAUCUUCUUUUGAAUAACCGGGGUGAAUUGAAGAUUUGUGAUUUUGGGUUGGCUCGCCAAUAUGGAAGCCCAUUGAAGCCAUAUACUUCUCUGGUCGUUACUCUUUGGUACAGGGCACCUGAACUGCUUUUGGGUGCGAAGCAGUAUUCAACUGCAGUUGACAUGUGGUCCCUAGGCUGUAUUAUGGCUGAGUUAUUGUCAAAGGAACCGCUUUUCAAUGGGAAAUCUGAAGGUGAUCAACUUGACAAGAUUUUUAGAACUCUUGGCACACCAAAUGAGACAAUUUGGCCAGGGGUUUCAAAGCUGCCUUUAUUUAAAGUCAACUUUGUCAAGCACCAGCUUCCAGCUUUGGGUGAUUCUGGUCUGGCUUUCUGGCCUUCAUUGGUGACAUUUCAGUGAAACGGAAUUUAUUUCUUAUUUUUAUUAACUACUGACGUUUUUUCCUCCAGGUAUAAUCUUUUGCGUAAGAAAUUCCCAGCAACAUCUUUUACUGGAUCACCUGUUCUCUCUGAUGCUGGCUUUGAUCUGUUGAAUAAACUUCUCACUUAUGAUCCUGAGAAGCGGAUAACAGCUGAAGCUGCUCUUAAUCAUGAAUGGUUUUGUGAAGUUCCGCUUCCCAAGUCUAAAGAUUUCAUGCCUACCUUCCCUGCCCAAAAUGCGCAAGAUAGGCGAAUGAAAAGAAAAUUGAAGAGUCCAGAUCCCUUGGAAGAACAGCGUAGAAAGGAGUUGCAGCAACUGGAACUAGGAACUGGUGGCUUGUUUAGCUGAAAGAACCUUAAGUGAGCAGUGCCAUCUGAUCUUCAAGCUUAAGGUUUCGAAAUUGUUCUCAGAUAGUUAUGGUUGAGGCACCAACUGUAAUUUGGGUGGGCAUAUAAUUGGUCUCCUGUUAGCAAGACAUUUGCGUGUUAAGUUCUCCAGCUUUGGUUAUCAAUUACAAAUGCGCCAUGGACAAUGCUUGUGCUGCAAGGUGUGGCAUAACAGCCUUUAUUUUUUUAAAAGGUCAGUUUCGGCAGAAACUCAUGUAAAAUGGUUUUUCUGGAACAUUGUAAACAUUCUUAUUAUAUUUUUGAAUCUUAUACUAUCCUUUUAAACAAUAUGGAUUCAGUUCCCAUUAUCAGUUACAAUCUUUUUUAAUAUUCACAUUGUGCUUGCAAGAGACUGUUGGUGUGAAGUGGAGGCAAUGUUUUUAGGAUUUCACUGACAAAGAAACUGACAGUAACCAUUGUAUUUUGAAGUCUCAAAGCAAGCAGGUUGAGGAGGUUACCUGCAUAUUGUGGAUUUUAUAGAACUUCCAAUUAGUUGUUCCUUCAGGCCUGCUAGAGGUACACACAGAUUUUGGUUUGUUUGGUUUGUUGCAAUAUGUCAGAUAAUUGCUAUAGUUGGUUUCUUCAAACUAAACUGUCUGCAUUGUUAGGGAUGAUAUGCUCAUUUUUUUCAUUAUUACUGUGUAAUAGCUAUGCUUAAUUUGCAUUUAUGGCGGGAAGAACUCUUAUAAAACGGAAAAUAUGUG
Molecule: messenger RNA, 3618 nt
Organism: Rubroshorea leprosula
Lineage: Eukaryota; Viridiplantae; Streptophyta; Magnoliopsida; Malvales; Dipterocarpaceae
Source: the annotation of a GenBank genome assembly